AUGACGGAAGCGCCGAAGCAUGCAACCCUGCAAACGGGCAUUCCCGUGUAUGCGAUCGGGUUUAGCAAUGAUAUGCACAUAUUCUACGUAGGCGGUGGUGGCGCAGGCCGCUCUGGAGUGUCGAAUGCAAUUAAAUCCGCAAAGCUGCAGCGCGGGGACAAUGCACUAACGCUCCAUCCCGCCGGCGAAUUCAAGCUCCGCGGCGAUGAAGAUGCACCUAUGUGUGUUACUGUGUCGCCAUCGAGCGAUGCACUCGUGGUUGGCAUUAACUCUGCGGCGGACAUUGUGCGCGGGGGCGAGAAUCGUCAUUUGCGCGUGUACGAUUUCGGCGUGCAAGCCAGUCCUGGCGCACGUGCAGAAGGCCAAGCUGACUUGCAUGUCGAUAUCCGGGAGCGCAGUGCACUUGCAUCGCUCGGUAUGGCCGAUCCCGAACAGUACCAAAAAACCGUUUCCUUCUCCCCGGAUGGAAAGCUGCUUGCCGUUGGCAGCAGUGAUGGGCGUCUUCAAUUGCACCGCUACCCAAGCCUGGAACCCGUAUGGAGCUCUACUCAGGACACGUUUACCAGCGACGAAGAGAUUUACGACACCGAUUUUUCUCAGGACGGGACGCAGCUUGCAUGCACCACGCAGUCCAAGGUCGUUGUUCUAUCCACAUCUCCCAGGACGAAAGAAAAAGGCGGUGUGCUUACAUACACCCCUCGCAUCCUCCAGACCAUCGAUAGCGCAACCAUCGGUACGUCGGAGCGCGGCGCGUUCCGCAUGGCCAAGUUUGGCCGUACAAAGACGAUGGAUGUCGGCACACGCGAUAUGCUUUUUACCCUUGUCAACACUGCGCCAUCGAAAGAUGCCAAGGCGCGCCCAAGCUACAUUGUCGCUUGGAAUGCCGACAAGUGGCAGAUUACCGCAAUUCGAAAAGUGUCGCAGCGGCCCGCUACCGUGCUCACAGUUAGCCCCGACGGCCGCUUUGUCGCGUGCGGCAUGUCGGAUUUAAAUCACUCUUCGUCCACUGCUGAAAAUUGA
This is a messenger RNA of Malassezia vespertilionis, 1020 nucleotides long. RefSeq lists its product as uncharacterized. The coding region runs from base 1 to 1020 and encodes 339 amino acids. Gene Ontology annotation, cellular component: endoplasmic reticulum membrane. The transcript has 5 exons. Gene Ontology annotation, biological process: protein secretion. Lineage: Eukaryota; Fungi; Basidiomycota; Malasseziomycetes; Malasseziales; Malasseziaceae. The record is from RefSeq and is a predicted model, not a curated record. Gene Ontology annotation, molecular function: guanyl-nucleotide exchange factor activity; protein binding; GTPase activator activity.